GGCUAACGGAUGGCGGUCUCAUCGUCCUCCUCGUCCUCGUUUUCCAACUACUUGAUGGCGGUAUUUGCCCAGGAUAGCAAUAGUAGCGGCAGUGCCAGCGGCAGUGGAGCAGCCGCCGACUCGGAGGACUCCCAAAUUGGUCAGGAGGCCACUUCCGGGGGGCAGGAGAAUCAGGGGAACCACAGGCGGCGGCCGCCGCGCCAGAAGAUCAAUGCUAGGGAGCGCUACAGGACUUUUAAUGUUAAUUCCGCCUACGAAGCAUUACGAAAUUUAAUACCCACGGAGCCCAUUAAUCGCAAGCUUUCGAAGAUCGAGAUCAUCCGCCUGGCCAGCAGCUAUAUAACGCACCUAAGUAGCACCCUAGAAACAGGAACUGAAUGCCAGCCAUGCUUGCUGCACAAGUACGAGAGCGAAGGAGUAACUAGGCGUAUCAGUAUCUGCACCUUCUGCCUAAAAACCAAGUGAAAUUAUAAAUUAACUGGAUAUAUUUAAGAAUUUUGUUCUUAUUCGUCGUAUCUGUUGCAUUUAAACAAUAGUUUAUAACUUUUAAAUUGAGCGCCUAGCCGUGGCGCCACCUAUGCUCAAUUGCUGGAACUAAAUGUAUUCAAACGUGAACUGCUUGCCGUGGUAGAACUGCUUUCCUAAACUGUUGUAUUUCUCCAACAUUUCGA
Messenger RNA from Drosophila santomea, 671 nucleotides. Its product is annotated as transcription factor 15. The coding region runs from base 10 to 465 and encodes 151 amino acids. The record is from RefSeq and is a predicted model, not a curated record. The transcript has 3 exons. Gene Ontology annotation, biological process: regulation of transcription by RNA polymerase II; developmental process. Gene Ontology annotation, molecular function: RNA polymerase II transcription regulatory region sequence-specific DNA binding; protein dimerization activity; DNA-binding transcription factor activity, RNA polymerase II-specific. Lineage: Eukaryota; Metazoa; Arthropoda; Insecta; Diptera; Drosophilidae.